AGUAGCAGCAGCAUUUAUUAGCAACCAAACCUGAUCAAGAGCUCCCCACUUAACCCUCGUCGUAGUGUAUGCGUAGCUGAGGUGAACCGUGUAGGCGGUUAUUGGGAAAUAUUCUUCUGUCAACGGUAGUGCCAAGAAAGCAGUCAAAAUUCACCGGCUAACAAUGGGCAGUCCAUACUAUAGAGACAUGGAUGAGCCAACAAGUCCAGCCGGUGCGGGCCACCAUCGGAGCCGAAGCGCCAGCAGACCACCGAUGUCACAUGCCAUGGAUUAUCCAAGAACACGCUAUCAGUCGCUGGAUCGCGGUGGUUUGGUGGAUCCGCAUGAUCGGGAAUUCAUACCUAUACGUGAGCCACGCGAUCGCUCACGUGAUAGAUCGCUCGAGAGGGGAUUGUAUCUGGAGGAUGAGCUGUAUGGACGAUCGGCGCGACAAAGUCCCAAUCCUAUAGGCUACCAAACGGGCUUACCAUCAUCGGAUCGAGCGUAUCUGGGUGAUUUGCAACAUCAGAAUACAGAUUUGCAGCGCGAAUUGGGUCAGCUGAAGCGUGAAUUGGAGCUGACAAAUCAAAAAUUGGGCAGCUCAAUGCAUAGCAUAAAAACGUUUUGGUCGCCGGAGUUGAAGAAGGAGCGUGCGUUAAGGAAGGAGGAGAGCGCCAAAUAUAGUUUGAUCAAUGAUCAGCUAAAGUUGCUGAGCACAGAGAAUCAAAAACAAGCAAUGUUGGUGCGGCAAUUGGAGGAGGAGUUACGCAUGCGCAUGCGGCAGCCGAAUAUUGAAAUGCAACAACAAAUGGAGGCAUUGUAUGCGGAAAAUGAUCACUUACAGCGCGAAAUAAGUAUAUUACGCGAAACAAUUAAAGAUCUGGAGUGUCGCGUAGAAACACAAAAACAAACGCUUAUUGCACGCGACGAAAGCAUCAAGAAAUUGUUGGAAAUGUUGCAAACUAAGGGAAUGGGUAAAGAAGAGGAGCGACAAAUGUUCCAGCAAAUGCAAGCCAUGGCCCAAAAACAGAUGUACGGCCUCUACGGUCCGACCGGAAGUCCGCCGCUACCCGACAUAAUCGGCCAGUAUUACGCGCCUGCCGGUUAUGGUCUCGGUGUUGGCCCGCCACCACCACAGAGCGCAUACGACAUGUUCGGCCCCUCCGGCUCGGCUGGUUAUUUGUACGAUCCCACAGCCACCACCACAGCUGGCAUUUACGGUCAACAUCCAUCGCCGAUACGUCGUCGUCGUUAUAGCAUUGCUGGCCUGCCAUCAGCAUCGAUGUUGAACGACUACUAUGGCCUGUAUCAGCCGCAGAUGCAUCAAUCCUCCUCUUCGAAUAUAGUGAAUCUGUUGAAUGAGGCGCACAAGUCCAUUUCACGCUCCUCCCAAAUACUAAAUCAACAUGCGCGCAUGCAACAGGCCACCCAACCGGUUACACCGCUCUCCAGCUAUCCCGGUCGUAUCAUUUCAAGUUAUCCGACAUUGCAUCCGGGCGAUACAUCGCCACCAUACCUCAGCGAUAAUCUGAUGCAGAUGUCGUCGAGUUUCUCAUCACAGCCGAAUAUGUACUUCCAGCAGUAUGCACCCACGUCGGCGGCGGCUACGGCGGCAGCGGCCCAACAGCAAUCGGCAGCAGCAGCAGCAGCGGCGGCGGCGGCGGCAGCAGUAGCAGCACAACAAGCGGCCACCGGUGGCCAUUUGGGCGGCGGACGGCUAUUGCGGCCCGCUUACUCAGUGUCAAAUUUAAAUUACUUGAACUAUCCGAGCAAAUACACUUCAGGUGGUGUUAGUGGUAUUGGUGGUAGUAGUAGUUAUGCGAAUCCAUUCUCUCAGUCCAUAUUCAGUCAAAAUGAUAUGCCAUACAGUAUGAGUACGUUGCUACAGCAACGCAAUCUAAUGCCAUCGCUGCACGCCUCCAAUCCGGCAAUUUCGCAGUACUAUCAGUACGCCGCACAGGCACCGCAGCCACAGGCAACGCAUCAGCAUCCGCUUGCCUAUAAUCUGCAACAGCAAUUUGCGGGCACACAACAUUAUGCACACCAGCUGCCGCUCGGCGCCCAGCACCCGUCGGCGCACAUCCACCACUCGGUGCAGCAGCAGCUGAAUCCGAUGCAUCAAUACCACGUGCACCAGCAGCAGCAUCAUAUGCAAACCCAUCCGUUGGCGGCGUUGCGUGAAACUAGUGGACCGUUUGCGGCCACACUUACCAGCAGCGCGCUUGACGAUGCGGCGCUGACUGGGCGCGGUGGCCUAAGUGCAGGCGGUGGCGUUGGUGGCGUUGGCGGUGUGGCGACUGGUGCGUCGGGCGUGGCAGCUGCGUCGUCGGCAUAUGAUAGUAUGCAUACUUUGCCGUCAUAUCAUCAUCAUCAACAACAACAACAACAGCAACAACAACCCCAUUAA
This is a messenger RNA of Anastrepha obliqua, 2386 nucleotides long. RefSeq lists its product as uncharacterized. Gene Ontology annotation, biological process: regulation of synaptic plasticity; maintenance of presynaptic active zone structure; neuromuscular synaptic transmission. Gene Ontology annotation, cellular component: cytoskeleton of presynaptic active zone. Gene Ontology annotation, molecular function: structural constituent of presynaptic active zone. The transcript is spliced from 8 exons. NCBI's taxonomy places the organism in Eukaryota, Metazoa, Arthropoda, Insecta, Diptera, Tephritidae. The record is from RefSeq and is a predicted model, not a curated record. The coding region runs from base 164 to 2386 and encodes 740 amino acids.